CCGCUCCUCUCCUCUCCACCAGAGGGACCCUCGGGAGGCGCCGCGCUGCCCUCCUCGGCGGGGUCAUGGAGCGGCUGGCGGCCGGGGAAGGCGAGGAGGAGGAGGAGGAGGAGGAAGGCGAGCGCUCCGUCCGGCGGUGGCGGCGGGGCCAGCCUUGCCCCUAUUUGAAUGGAGAGCCUUGCUGGUACAGUGUGAUUAACUAUGCCAGGUAUGAGAACUGGGAAGACAGCAGUGAGGAAGCGGAGGAAGACAGCGACUAUGACGAAGUUCGGAAUAGUCCUUACACCACAUUCUGCGGUUUUCGGAGGGCCUUUCUUUGCCCACCUUCUGCCCCACUCCCUCCCCAAAGCAACCAUCUGGACCUUGCUCUUUUGGGCUUGGCUUUGCCCCAGAAACCACCACUUACAGCUGAGGAGGCUGAGCGGAAUGCGAAAUUGUUGGUCGCUGAGGAGGAGCGCCUCAAGAAGAAGGCUGAGAAGAAAAGGAUGAAGAAGAAGAGACAGAAGGACCGGAAGAGGCAGGAGAAGCGGAACCUGGAGCUAAAGGCAAAGAGUGAGGCAAAUAAAUCUUCAGCUGGACAAAAUGAGGGAACUUUGACUUUGGAUGAUGAUCUCCCUGACUCAGAGGGGAGUUUCAAUGAAGCCUCCCUAGGCAGGAACCCCAGCAGGAGUAUGGAGGAGGUAGAGGCGGCAGAGGAGGAGCUGGAUUUCUCCAGCACUUUUGUCUCCAAAGCUCGCCGGAAAGUAGAUGCCCAGUCCAUGCUCCCAAAGAAGGAGAAAGGAGGAAAAAACUCCAGGGAGAGGAAGGCAGAGAAGACGCAAAAGGCAGAGAAGCCUUCAGAGCUCCAGUUGACUCCAGUGGAGCAGAGCCUGGUGUUGGCAGAUUGUGGAAAUGAAACUGCAAAGCAGGGGCUCUUUCACAAGGCCGUGUUCCUCUUUACUGAAGCUAUUAAGCUGAACCCCCAGGAAUACAGGUUCUUUGGGAACCGCUCCUUCUGCUAUGAGAAGCUGCAGAGUCACGUGGAGGCCCUGCGGGAUGCCCAGCACGCGUUGAGCCUGCAGCCGGGCUGGCCCAAAGGCCUCUUUCGCCAGGGCAAGGCGCUCCUGGGCCUCAAGCAAUACGCGGAUGCGGCAAGGACCUUUCAGCAACUCCUUCCGUUCGAUGGCUUCUGUGGUGAUGCAGCCAUCCAGCUUCAGAAGUGCCAGAUCCAGCAUUCAAUGGAGAGCCGGCUGGGCUGCUCCCACCGUGACCGGGAUGUCCUGCCUGUGGAAACGCAGCUGCCUCUGCCCGGAAAACAGCCAGGGGGGCAGCGGUGCCCAGACAGCAGUGCCCAGGCUGUUCCCACCACCCUGCUGGCACCUCCGGCUGCGAAGGCCCCAGUCAGGGAGUGGUUCGCUGUCUGGGUGGGGAACCUGGCACCCAAGAUCACCCAGCAAGUUCUGCUUCAUUAUUUUCAGCCGUUUGGACCCAUUGACUCCAUCCGGUGCCUCCCUCGCAAAUCCUGUGCCUUCGUCAACUACAGCCACAAAGAGGCCGCCGAAGCCGCCUAUGCGGCCCUGCAGGGGGCGGAAGUGGAAGGACACAAGCUCGUUCUGCAGCUGAAGCACCCCGCACAUGCCACCGUGCCCCCCUCCAAGGCGGCCCCCCGUCACUGCCUCUCCUCCUGGGCGUGAAGACUGGGCUGGGGUGAGGGCAGACAUCGAGGCUUGCACGGACAUUCUUGGGGGGCCCAGGCCUGCCUCCUGCCUGGGAGCUGUCUUCCUAGGAGGAGCCUGCUGCAGAGAGGGAAGGCUCUUGAAGGCAGCCCCAGAGGGAACCGGGGAGCAUAACCGCCCCUCCUUUCUCUGAAGCCUGCCUCGGCCCGCUCAGAUUUGGCCCCCUCCCGUAAUGAGGAGCUGCCAGUCCAGAGCGCAGGGUCCAGGCCGCAAAUUCUUGUGCUCUGGGGCGCCUUCCUCAGAGAAGACUUUUCUUGGGCCUUCAUGGAGGGGCCGCUUUGCCCAGCUGCCCGGUCCAGUCUCCCCAGCCUGCUCAGGAACUGAUGUUCGUUGCCUUAUUUUUAUAUGGUUCACAAUAAACAUAUGAAAAGACAUGGCUUUUCCCUCUUCAGGGUUGCCCUGUGGUGGAGGGUGUUGGUCCCACCAGCAAGUGCUCUGGCUGGCUGGCCCCAGGCUUGGUCAGAAGCCGGGCUCUCCCUUGUGGACUCCCUUCAGGCACCUGGUCCUUCCUCCCCUGGUGACAGGGCCCACCAUUCCCUUCCCAGACACAGUUGCUGCUCUUGCCGUGCUUGGAACUGGCUCUGCCCUCAGCCUCUCCUUUGGGCCUCUCUGGUGUGGCUUCCUCUUUCACGCAUGCCUGCUGUCCCCUGCCUCCUCCCCCCCACAUCAGCCUGGGUGGUGUCCGCCCUGCCCCCACCACCUUCCUCCUCUGUGGCUUGGCUGUAUUUUCUUGCUCUGUGUCAGUUUGACUGAGAUUCUUGGUUGCUCCUGAGUCUUCCUUGCUGGGAGCCCUCCACUCUUCCUUUCCCUGGCAGAACUAACCUCAGCCAGCCCUCCUGCCAACCUUGCUGCUUCUCCUCCUGGGAAUCUUUCUGCCCAAUGCCUGACGCUGGGCCAGGAACACUUGCUGCCCUGCUAAUCCCCUCCGGAGCUGCUGGGCCUUUGCUGAAAGAGCCGCCGCACACCGCUGCUGCCUUCCAGGGAACCAUAUGCACCCGAGCAGGCCUGAGAAGGAGCAGUCCAGCCCUCGCAGAUUCUUGGUGCUGCUGGGUGAGCAGGAGGGUCCUGCUGCUUGACCCGGCAGCAGCUGCCAUUGCUGCCGCCAGCCCCUCCUCCACGAGUCCUGCCUUUCCCACCCCCAAUUUCAUGGGUCUCUGUUUCAGGUAUCCGAAUUUCCGUUCCCAGGAUGUGGAUUUCAGGCAGCUGGGGAAGGAAGGCCAGCAUCCCAGGGAACACUGAGGCCGCCUGGGGUCUUGAGUCCCCCGAGGGAGAGCAGCAGGCCAGGGGCACGGGGUGAUGGGCCAAGCCCUGCUCUGGGGGGGGGGUCUGCCCUACAGGAGUAAAGCGGGGCUUCUCACUACGGGACAAGAGGCAGAACCAGAAGAGAAACAAACACCGUCUCUUUGGUGCUCCUCGGCCUUUCGCUGGCUGGAUCUGCGCCAAGGCCGGGAGGGAGGGAGGGAGAUUCUUGGCUGGCAAAAGUGCUCCUGACCUGUUUGGGGGUCAUUUGCCAGCCGGGGUUGCUGGGUCUCCCAGAGCUGCUUUCCCACAACUGUCGUCCCGGACUGGCUGGCGUCUCUUUCUGUCUCUUCCCUGAGCCACCUCAUCCCUUGGCCUGAAGGGGAAGAUGAGCUUUCCCCUGUUUCCUUUUGGCUUUUUAAUGAAUUUUGAAAAGUGGAUUUUGAUUGCUCUUGUAACCAUUUCAUGAGGGCUUCCCCAUUUUGGUCUAGCAAGGGAGGUUUUAAAGGCUCCAGAAUCUCUUAUCUGAUGGCCCCUCGUGAUGUGAGAUUCGGACAAGGCCAAUUCAGGCCCUGCCACUAUGCUCAGCCUGUAUAUACUCAAUUUGCCUUACUGCAUGACUGGUUUCUGAUGGCAUUUGGGGGAGGGGGUGCGUGGGAAUUGCCAAACCUAUUUCUGUGUCAGGUUCAGCUGAAAUCUGAUAGUUCUGCCUGACUUCAGGAGAUGGAAUUUUAUUUCUUUAUUAUCCCCUGGUCAUUUACAUUUUCAGCUCGAGUAUUAGCUGUAGGGUCAGUGACCUGGGAAAAUCCAGGGUUGUGGGUAGAGGUUCCUAAAGUCUAUUUUUAAAUUUUCAAUAAAUUUUAAAAUUUUUAUUUAUA
Pantherophis guttatus is the source of this 3832-nucleotide messenger RNA. It is a transcript of the gene TTC31, whose product is annotated as tetratricopeptide repeat domain 31. Lineage: Eukaryota; Metazoa; Chordata; Lepidosauria; Squamata; Colubridae. Gene Ontology annotation, molecular function: protein binding; RNA binding. The record is from RefSeq and is a predicted model, not a curated record.